This is a messenger RNA of Pelodiscus sinensis (Chinese soft-shelled turtle), 733 nucleotides long. The record is from RefSeq and is a predicted model, not a curated record. Lineage: Eukaryota; Metazoa; Chordata; Testudines; Trionychidae.
GGUGUGUGGCUAACAAGCUAGAGGGGGGGAGGCUGCUUCUCAGCCUCCUAGAAAUGUAGCAGAGACAGGAGACAAUCCUUGGGCAGCAGCUGCUUGUACAUUUCAAUGGUUGCUAAUUCAGAGGCCCCCUGGUAGCCAAGCCACCAACUUUCUGCCAUCCUGCCCUGGGCGCUGGGACUUUUCUUUUUGUCACUUGCAAGCCCAACCGGCCGGUGUCCUGGAUUGCUGGGGGGGACAGGGGGGGAAGAAGAGAGCCCUCUCCCAGCACUGCUCGGCUGCCCAGCCCCUCCAGCGUCUGGAAAGAGAAAAGAUCCGCUUCUCGCUUUCUCUGCUCCUUGCAGGACUUUGGGGGUCAUUGAUGCACCCAUUUCAGUGGUGUAACGGAUGCUUCUGUGGUUUGGGGCUGAUUUAUACCAAUAAAUCGUGUACGAUGCCUCCCAUCACCUUCCAGGACCUCCCGCUGAAUAUCUACAUGGUCAUUUUCGGCACCGGCAUCUUUGUCUUUGUCCUUAGCCUCAUCUUCUGCUGCUACUUCAUCAGCAAACUUCGGCAUCAGGCACAGAGUGAAAGAUUUGGAUACAAGGAGGUGGUUUUGAAAGGGGAUGCCAGGAAGUUAAAUUUGCACGGGCAGACCUGUGCCGUCUGCCUGGAAGACUUCAAAGUGAAAGAUGAGCUGGGAGUGUUGCCAUGCCAACAUGCCUUCCACAGAAAGUGUCUAGUGAAAUGGCUGGAG